AUGGGGAAUAUGUGGUAUACCUACAUCUCACAUCCAGAUACAGCUCCUAACGUUAGGAACCCUCCAACUUUCGAUCCUUUAUAUGGAUUUCCAAACGGCAGGAAAGAAAGAACCAUUAAAGCGACAAGAGAAGAAUUAGAUCGAGCUAAUAUUCCCCUGGCCCGGCGAGACUACUGUGUGGACAACUGGCUGGAAUUUCUCAAAUGUCGACAGGAUUAUUUUCCCCGGGUGAAAAAUUACUGUAGCCAUCAGCUUCAUCAGUGGGAAGAAUGCCAGCGGGAAGAUUCAAUCUUACGAAUUAAAGAAUGGGAGAGGGAAAAACGGCUAAAGGAACGAGCCAAAAGGAAAGCUUGCAGAGAGAAUCUAGAGGCUAUGGCCGAAUAG
Messenger RNA from Candidula unifasciata, 384 nucleotides. The record is from the annotation of a GenBank genome assembly. NCBI's taxonomy places the organism in Eukaryota, Metazoa, Mollusca, Gastropoda, Stylommatophora, Geomitridae.